CUCUGCAUUUCACACCUGACCUUUUGGAUGAGCUCCGAUCAGCUGUUUUCACGCUUCCGACGCAACAAGUCUGGCGAGGACGCCACCAAGACCAAGGAAGACCUGCAAAAGGAUAAACAAGAGCGAGACACGGUAACUUCUGCGGUGGAGACGCGCCUGGCUGCGUCGACGCGCUCCGUUCGGGGCAAACUGGAGCAGCUCUCGUGGAAAGGCAAGGCCAAGGUGUCUGCAGCCGUCACCUCGCCAAUCUUCAACCUUACACUUUGGGCUGAGAUUGAAAUUGGAAGCGUGGAAGGCCGGAUCUCUGUGUCUUCCAAUGCAUCAACGCCGAUGGACGAUCCAUCUGCGACCAACAAGCAGGACGAGUCGUUGCUGAGCGAGCUUGUCGAAGACGAUCCGGAUGCAGGGUCGUCGAAACGACGCGGAAGGCUCGUGCGCAGGUUCAACCAGUCUGUGAAUGACACGCUUCAUCGCCUCGAGUCCACAUCCAUGUGCAUGCAGCAGCUCAAAAUCAACGGCGAUGUUGGCUGCAGGAUUUACUUUCUCGUCCCGAUGCCUGGUCUGUUCAUUAACGUCAAGUUCACCAUUGACCUUUCUGUGAGCGUCGAGUCUGUUGUUCAGGCGUUCUCUGCCCGCGGGCUGUCUGUUGCACAGCUGCAGGCCACCGAAACCGCUGCAGUCGCCGCAACUGCUCCCGCCGCCGCCACAGCCACCACCGGGCUGUUUGCGCAGUUUGCUAGCCUGCGUCUCGGCGGCUCAAAGUCCAAGAUUGCAACCACCCAGCCAGCUGCCGAUGCCGGGCUGACGACCAGUGCGUCGGACGGCUUUGAUGUGACGAAAAAGGCGCCUCGUGUCCAGCGCCAGCUCCUGAUUGCACUGACCGCCGCCCAGCUGCGCUUCUUGUCAAUGCGAUGGAGCGGCACAAUUCGCGUUGAAAUUUCCUUCCCGUUCUUGGUCCUCUGGGUGGAGACGUCGGUCGAGAUUAGCGAGUCGCGCGCGCAAAUUACGCCGGCACCUGCUGGUGCUGCUUCGGUUGCCGGCGCUGCCAGCGCGACCAGCGAUGCACAGGACGAUGUCGAUGAGGACGCUGAUCUGCUUGCGGACGACGAUUCGACUGCAGCAACAUCGCCUGCUUCCACUGACGCUGCGCCUAGUGCCGUUGCAGCGGAUGUCAUGGCAGCCGCAACGUCUCCACUAAGCGCGCCAGUCAUCCACUCGGGUCUCCGCCGAUCGGUUGACCGGCUGGAGCGCCUGUUGGUGCUCUACAAGCAGCAUUUCAAGGCCGUUUCCUUGGGUGCUUCCUUCUCGCUCAACAUUGGCGGAUUUGGCGGGUUGGUCGAGCUCACCGUACGCCGCAAGUUCCAGCACACCGUCUAGUUGUCGUGUUCUCAAGGGAUGAUCUCCUUCAGCGUGAUGCAUGAUGUGGUGUUUGGAGCAGUGUUUGCGUUUUUGAGAUUUGUUCGAUGGCAAUGAUUUAUUUUCUUCAAGGCACCUCUUUGACAUGUAGAUCGAACACCACAAGUUUUCAG
Molecule: messenger RNA, 1529 nt
Organism: Capsaspora owczarzaki ATCC 30864
Lineage: Eukaryota; Filasterea; Ministeriida; Capsasporidae
Exons: 3
Coding region: 28-1377 (449 amino acids)
Source: RefSeq, a predicted model, not a curated record